AUGGUGGAUACUUCUGGUAACGCUAGUCCACGCCGGCUUUCGAUAAUUGUAUCUGAUCCACAGAAGCAGAGAGAUGAUCAAGGAAAGUCGUCUUUUUACGUUACAUAUCAGAUUUCAACCAAGACUGGCGACAACUCAUAUUAUGAAGCAUAUCACAAACAACACAAUCGGCCAGAGAACGAAACCGACGGGGCCGCGGUAGAAAUAAUAGUCGUACACAGGAGGUACAGCGACUUCUUGUUGCUGCAAAGCAUUCUAAGCCAAGACCACCCUACUUGCGUUAUUCCUCCUCUUCCGGACAAGAAAGUGUUUCAGUACAUCGCAGGCGACAGGUUCAGCCAAAGUUUCACUCAGAAAAGAUGCCACAGCCUGCAAAACUUCUUAGGUCGAAUCGCAGAGCACCCUGCAUUGUCGAAAUCACCAAUACUAGUUACAUUCCUAACUAGCAGUGACUGGGAUGCAUAUCGCAGGAGCCUUUCUGGAUCUUUGAAUGGUAAAGAAGAAGUGAGCGACACUUUUAUGAACGCGUUCAAGUCUGUGCAUAAUCAAACCGAAGAGUUUGUAGAGAUCAAGGAAAAAAGUGACAAACUUGAUCAUAAUGUGUCCAAAAUUGACAAGGUCUUUCACCGGGUAGUAAAGCGUCAAGAUUCUAUUUCUGACGAUUAUCUCAAGUUUAGUGCAAACCUGCAAGAACUGCAAGAACUCGUCUCCAAUAGUUCUGCUGAGGAUGAGACAUUAAGGUCUAAAGUUAAGCUCUUCAAUGAAGGGGUGUCACAGCUUUCCUAUGGGCUCAAAGAUUUGAGCAAGUUUUUGGAAUACGAAUAUAUUGUCGACUUGAAAGAUUUGGAGCACUAUAUUGACAGCGUCAAUCAAACAGUAAAAAUAAAAGAUCAAAAGCAAAUUGACUACGAAGAGCUCAGCAACUAUCUGACAAGGUCCGUAAACGAAAAGAAUAAUUUAAUUUCAGGAUACGGAGGAGGAAACUUCUUUACAAGCAAGCUAGAGGAACUUGCCGGGAUUAACCAGGAAGGAGCUCGGCGCGAGAAGAUUUUGAAGCUUGAAACCAAGAUAACUUCUUUGACUAGUGAAGUUGACAAUGCUAAGGAAGUAGCAGAUGCAUUUGAGCGGGAGGUUCUCAAGGAGGUGGCCAUCUUCGAAGAGAUAAAAACUAAGGAGCUGAAAACCUCACUAGCUUCACUGGCCGAUAAUCAGAUCGAAUUCUACAAAAAAAUGGUCGACACUUGGACCAAAGUGGAGGACGGCCUAUGA
Molecule: messenger RNA, 1269 nt
Organism: Lachancea nothofagi CBS 11611
Lineage: Eukaryota; Fungi; Ascomycota; Saccharomycetes; Saccharomycetales; Saccharomycetaceae
Source: the annotation of a GenBank genome assembly